Molecule: messenger RNA, 622 nt
Organism: Callorhinus ursinus (northern fur seal)
Lineage: Eukaryota; Metazoa; Chordata; Mammalia; Carnivora; Otariidae
Product: phosphatidylinositol N-acetylglucosaminyltransferase subunit P
Biological process (GO): GPI anchor biosynthetic process
Cellular component (GO): endoplasmic reticulum
Molecular function (GO): phosphatidylinositol N-acetylglucosaminyltransferase activity
Source: RefSeq, a predicted model, not a curated record
UCUAAAGCCACAGGGAAAAUGGUGGAAAAUUCACCGUCUCCAUUGCCAGAAAGAGCGAUUUAUGGCUUUGUUCUUUUCUUAAGCUCCCAGUUUGGCUUCAUCUUGUAUCUCGUGUGGGCAUUUAUUCCUGAAUCUUGGCUAAACUCCUUGGGAUUAACCUAUUGGCCUCAAAAAUACUGGGCAAUUGCAUUGCCCGUCUACUUCCUCAUUACUAUAGUAGUUGGUUAUGUACUCUUAUUUGGAAUAAACAUGAUGAGUACCUCUCCACUCAACUCCAUUCAUACAAUCACAGAUAACUAUGCUAAAAAUCAACAGCAGAAGAAAUACCAAGAAGAGGCCAUCCCGGCAUUAAGAGAUAUUCCUAUUAGUGAAGUAAACCAAAUGUUCUUCCUGGCAACUAAAUAACUUUAUGCCAAAAACUAAAUUGUAUGGAGACUAACACCGAGCGUUUACUAUAAUUUUUUAUAUAAUAAUUUUGACCAUAAUUAUUUUGACUCUCUCUCGUACCCAGUAUUGAAAUGGAAACAAAGUAAGUUGAUUCUUUUAGAUUAAGUUAUAUUAAUAUUAUAAAAGUUCUUGAGUAUUAGUUAUUAAUGAACAGAAUAAAUAAAAUACUGCAUUA